CACCCAUUUCCCAAGCACCUUGACUUCACUCAGAUUCCCUUUUCCCGAGAAAAAACACAUACCCUUUUUUCUUUCUCUCAUUUUCUCUCUCCCCAAACGCGCUCAACCGCACCCACCUCUUCCCUCCCUGUUUGUUUCCGGGGAUUAACCGAAUCCUCGCCGGAAAGCUUCAAUUUUCCGGCGAAGCCAACCAUCACCGACGAUGGUCUCACCCGAAAACACCAAUUGGCUCUACGAUUACGGCGUGAUCGAUGACAUCCCUGUUCCGGAAGGGAAUUUCUCUGCUCCCAACGCGGUGGGAUUCAGCUGGUCCGUGCAGGGCGUGAAUGGGUCCUCGAAUGUUAGUGUGGAAAUUGAUGGCUCAUUGGGGGAUUCAGAUGGUGCCAAGGAAUGUGGCUCAAAGAAGAGGGGUAGACCUGAAUUGUGCUGUGCAUCAAGUUCCAAAGCUUCUCGGGAGAAGUUGCGAAGGGAUAGACUUAACGACAAAUUUGUGGAAUUGGGCUCUAUUCUGGAGCCUGGAAGACCUCCAAAAACGGACAAGGCUGCUGUUUUACUUGAUGCUGUCCGAAUGGUGACUCAGUUACGGGGUGAAUCACAGAAGUUGAAGGAUUCAAAUUCAAGUCUCCAGGAGAAGAUCAAAGAGUUGAAGGCUGAGAAGAAUGAGCUUCGUGAUGAGAAGCAGAGGUUAAAGGCGGAGAAAGAGAAGUUGGAGCAGCAACUGAAAGCCAUGAAUGCACAACCUGGCUUUUUGCCUACUCCUCCUGCAAUCCCUGCUGCAUUUGCUGCUGCUCAGGGCCAGGCCCCCGGCAACAAAUUGGUGCCUUUCAUUGGUUACCCAGGGGUUGCAAUGUGGCAGUUUAUGCCACCUGCUGCAGUGGAUACCUCACAGGAUCACGUCCUCCGCCCGCCCGUGGCUUAACUUGGCAGCCUACAAUGAUUAGGGUAUGGAGGCCCCAAAGAAGCGUAUUCAUUUUGUCAUUGUCAUUGUCUGUAUUAGUUUUUGCUGAAGUCCUCUAAGUUGUAACUGGAUUUGGUGGGUAACUUCCCUCGUUUGCUAUCCAAAGCACUUUUAUGAAUU
Molecule: messenger RNA, 1078 nt
Organism: Corylus avellana
Lineage: Eukaryota; Viridiplantae; Streptophyta; Magnoliopsida; Fagales; Betulaceae
Gene: ILR3
Product: basic helix-loop-helix (bHLH) DNA-binding superfamily protein
Biological process (GO): regulation of DNA-templated transcription; intracellular iron ion homeostasis
Molecular function (GO): protein dimerization activity; DNA-binding transcription factor activity
Source: RefSeq, a predicted model, not a curated record